AUGGACACAUCGAACAACGUGAGUGCCCCAUCUACGGGUAGUAGAUCGCCCAAUAAGUACGAUUUCCAUCCCUGCAGGCCUCUGAAUGCACGCAAGCGAUGCAUACGCUCCGCAGAGGUUGUGGAUGUGCUCAAUCCACGCGAGAUCCUCACACGCCACACCCUCGACUCGAAGUUGACGAAGAAGUUUACGUUUGAUCGGAGCUUCGGCCCCGAGUCCAAGCAAUGCGAUGUCUAUGCGGUGGUGGUGUCGCCCCUGAUCGAAGAGGUGCUAAGCGGCUACAAUUGCACGGUGUUUGCGUACGGACAGACGGGUACUGAACAGAACAGAACAGAAAUAAGGUUAAAACUGGCACAGGGAGAGCUUUUGGUCGUGGCUCACCCAAUUCCUGGCUCAGAUGCUGCUUGGAGAUUGCUGCUCCAGAUUGUCCUGCAUGCGAUCCUUGAACUGAACGCAGGCACUGCGCAGCUUUUCAUCGGUGUCCCUUCGCCGUUCGAUGGUGCCAUGAAGCUGCUCCGUUUCAUUGGUGGCCAAAUCUGCCACGGUCAGGAUUUUGUGCGCCUGCGUCGUGAGCGUCUCCUCCGUUUUCAUGCAGAUGAGCAGCAGCGGGAUGCCGACGAUGGCAUAGAAAUCGUUGUCACCUUGCCCCAGUCGGAUUUUAAGGUCUUUUAA
Drosophila miranda is the source of this 672-nucleotide messenger RNA. Its product is annotated as kinesin-like protein Klp61F. Gene Ontology annotation, cellular component: nucleus; spindle microtubule. Gene Ontology annotation, molecular function: ATP binding; plus-end-directed microtubule motor activity; microtubule binding. The record is from RefSeq and is a predicted model, not a curated record. NCBI's taxonomy places the organism in Eukaryota, Metazoa, Arthropoda, Insecta, Diptera, Drosophilidae. Gene Ontology annotation, biological process: mitotic spindle assembly; microtubule-based movement. The coding region runs from base 1 to 672 and encodes 223 amino acids. The transcript is spliced from 3 exons.